AUGGGCGGCGUGGUGAGUACGGGUCUCGUCCACCUGUUGCUGACCGCGAGUUCAUACGGAGGCCCUUCGGCGGACAGAGGGCCGGUGGACAGCGCCGUGGAGCUGGUGAACGGCGUGCGGGUGCGCCGGUCGCUGGGCAUCCCGUACUCGUUGCCCUUGCGAGCGCACAACCGCUUCGGAGCACCACGUCUGCUCGACUACCAGCAGUACUUGCGUGCCCACACCAACAGCGAAGACGACUGCCUUUACUUGAACGUGUGGCAGCCGCUGCUCGAGGAGGAUGGCGGUACUGAGUGCGGCGUCUGCGGCCGCCCUCCGCUACUGCCGGCCGUGGUGGUUCUGCACGGCGGUCGCUUCCAAUACGGGGGCGGCGGCGGACCGUACACCUUCUACGACGGGAAGCACAUAGCCGCCGCCUGGCGUGCCGUAGUCGUGGUGCCGGCGUACCGAGUGGGUGCCUUCGGCUUUCUCAACGCCGCGCUGCAGCCCGACGAGGCCCCCGGCAACGUGGGCAUCAGAGACCAGAUAGUCGCGUUGCAGUGGGUGCGCGACAACAUACAUCUAUUCGGAGCAUCGCCGUUCCAGGUGACGCUUCUGGGUCACGAGGCCGGAGCAGCGUCUUUGGGCUACCACCUGCUGUCUAACCGGAGUGCGGCGUACUUUCAGCGGGCGGUGAUGAUGGCUGGUUCGCCGUACGCUCCUUACCCUGAGAACAGUGGCAGCGCCGCCGAACGCAAUGUGCGCGCGCUAGCCAGGGAACUGCGUUGUCCAGACUCGUCGGCCAGAAGAGCCGCCAUCGACUGCCUCAAGUCACGCUCUGUGAGGGCCACGCUCGAAGCAGCCGACAGCGCUGGCAUCGAGUUCGGGCCCAGCUACCUUUCCCCGCAGACAGUCACGCACGAACACAAGAUGUUGGAGAAUGCUGUGGUGCCGGAGAAGGACAUCAACAUGCACGCGCGCUUCAGGCCCCUGGAUUUCAUUGCGGGCUACACCAGCAACGAAGGCGUGCCCUACGUUCUCGAAAUGUUGCGACGCUCGCAACUGCACUUCAACGACGAGACCAGUGGGUGGGAAGUGCUCGAGCUGCUCGCAGACUGGUUGCGGAGACACGGAGUGGCGGAACCCCGCGAGGUGCUCGACUUCUACGGUCUGCACGCGCCGCAGUUCGCGAACACGAAGGGCGUCAACGUGCUUGAGUCCCUGGACGAGCUCCUGGGCGACAUGCACGUCUACUGCCCGGUCAACUUAAUGGUCGAAGAAGCCGCGGCGCUCGGAAGCCGCGUGUUCACGUACGAGUUUGCGCACCUUCCUUACUACCGCUGGUGGGCCCACUGGAAAGGAGUUCCCCAGCUUUUGGACUUUAUCUACGCAUCCGGCCUGGUGGGCGCCAUCCAGGACGAGUACGGGCUAGACCACAGAGAGCUCCAAUUCUCGCAGCACAUGGCCGACAUGUUCGCGGGAUUUGUAUGGAACGGUGAGCCGCCUCCAGAGUCCAACUGGACCCGCUGGGAGACCUUCCACCGAGGUCCCAUAGUCUUCGCAGGCAGCGAGAACAGAAGUUACGCCAAAGCAGCCGUGAUGCCCCAUGAGACAAACUGUGCCUUUUGGAAGGCGUUCCUCUAUCGACAGGCCACUAGUAUGGCUACAACUACAAUGCCAUAG
This is a messenger RNA of Rhipicephalus sanguineus (brown dog tick), 1662 nucleotides long. Its product is annotated as acetylcholinesterase. Gene Ontology annotation, molecular function: acetylcholinesterase activity. The transcript has 5 exons. The record is from RefSeq and is a predicted model, not a curated record. Bases 1 to 1662 code for a protein of 553 amino acids. Lineage: Eukaryota; Metazoa; Arthropoda; Arachnida; Ixodida; Ixodidae. Gene Ontology annotation, biological process: choline metabolic process; acetylcholine catabolic process. Gene Ontology annotation, cellular component: plasma membrane.